CAGUACCCAACUAAAAACCUCUCUCUCUCUCUCUCUCUCUCUCUCUCUCUCUCUCAAAAUCAUGGCCGAUACUAUGAUCGAAGACAUGGCAAUCAAUACCAACCCUACCCGUUCAAAGAAAGGAGGGAGAAGCAGGAAGGCAUUGAAGCCGACAAACCAAUCACCAGAUGAGCCCGUUACGUCCGCCCGAGUUGUCGUGACGCCACCGGAGGACUCUGCCACCGGGAAGGAGAAUCACGAGAGCCUCUCACAGCCCAAGAAAACCAAAUCAAAGAAAAAAUCCGACCUUUCUUCUAAUUUCGAGAAAGAGUUGGAGGAAAUGCAGGAGAAGCUCCAGCAGCUGAGGAUUGAGAAGGAGCAAACGGAGGAGAUGGUGAAGGCCCGAGAUGAGAUACUGAAGCAGAAGGAUGAGGAGAUCAAGAAGUUGCAGAAGAUCAAGGAGUUCAAACCCACCAUGACAUUUCCUAUUGCUCUAUCUGUGGGAGACAAAGAGCUAGAAAAGAAAGAGAAGAAGAAAGGAUGCCCUCAAAUGAAACGGCCAUCUCCACCUUAUAUCCUAUGGUGUAAAGAUCAAUGGAAUGAGAUCAAGAAGGCGAACCCGGAAGCCGAAUUCAAGGACAUCUCAACCAUUUUGGGAACAAAAUGGAAGACCGUAACAGCCGAAGAGAAGAAGCCUUAUGAGGAAAAGUAUCAAGCUGAAAAAGAAGCUUAUUUGAAGGUUGUCGGGAACGAGAAGCGCGAAAACGAAGCGAUGAAGCUGUUGGAGGAAGAGCAGAAACAGAGAACAGCAAUGGAGUUGCUUGAGCAGUAUCUUCAGUUCAAACAAGAAGCCGGAAAGGAGACCAAGAAGAAGAAGAAAGAAAAGGAUCCAUUGAAACCGAAGCAACCGAUGUCAGCGUUUUUCGUUUUUGCCAAUGCGCGACGAGCAGCUCUGGUUGCAGAGAACAAGAGUGUUGUGGAGGUUGCUAAGAUCACUGGGGAGGAAUGGAAGAACAUGACAGAGAAACAGAAAAAGCCUUAUGAAAAGAUAGCAAACAAAAACAAGGAAAAGUAUGCAGAAGAAAUGGAGGCAUAUAAGCAGAAAAAGGAGGAAGAGGCUAUCAAUCUCAAAAAGGAAGAUGAGGAACAUAUGAAAAUUCAGAAGCAAGAGGCCUUACAAUUGCUCAAGAAGAAAGAAAAAGCAGAAAACAUAAUUAAGAAAACGAAAGAGAAUCGCCAAAAGAAGAAGCAGCAGAAGGAAGAGAAAAAUGCUGAUCCAAACAAGCCAAAGAAGCCUGCUUCUUCUUUCAUUCUAUUUAGCAAAGAGACAAGGAAGAACUUAAUGGAAGAGAGGCCAGGAAUUAAUAACUCUACCCUUAAUGCCCUUAUUUCAGUGAAAUGGAAGGAAUUGAGUGAGCAAGAUAAAUUAACAUGGAAUGAAAAGGCUGCAAAGGCCAUGGAGGCAUACAAGAAGGAAUUGGAAGAGUACAACAAAAUUGCAGAAGUGAAGGAAAACAGGAAAUCUUGAACUGAACCCCUCUGUAGAGAUGUUCAACUGGUUCUGUUGAAUAUCUCCGUUGACCGGCAUUGUUGAACUAGUGUUAGUUUGCCAGCCUCUUAUCUUAGUUAUUCGGAACUAGUUUCUGCUAAUUUCUUAGGUCGUCUUUUUUCCAUUUGUAGUCUGGAAUUCGUAUUGAUGUCAUUUCAUUAAGAUUC
Messenger RNA from Rhododendron vialii, 1695 nucleotides. RefSeq names its product high mobility group B protein 13-like. The transcript is spliced from 9 exons. Gene Ontology annotation, molecular function: DNA binding. Lineage: Eukaryota; Viridiplantae; Streptophyta; Magnoliopsida; Ericales; Ericaceae. Bases 62 to 1507 code for a protein of 481 amino acids. The record is from RefSeq and is a predicted model, not a curated record.